Cyprinodon variegatus (sheepshead minnow) is the source of this 4169-nucleotide messenger RNA. RefSeq names its product solute carrier family 22 member 17 (gene slc22a17). The transcript has 10 exons. Gene Ontology annotation, molecular function: transmembrane transporter activity. Gene Ontology annotation, biological process: transmembrane transport. Gene Ontology annotation, cellular component: membrane. The coding region runs from base 612 to 2384 and encodes 590 amino acids. Lineage: Eukaryota; Metazoa; Chordata; Actinopteri; Cyprinodontiformes; Cyprinodontidae. The record is from RefSeq and is a predicted model, not a curated record.
UGUUUGGUUUUAUUUUGGAGUUUAUCCUUUUAGCAGCCACUUUUAUUUGUCAAAGUGAAUCAUCACUUUAUGUACACGAUCUUUGUCGGCAGGUUAGACGCUUUCUUGACGAUCUCAGACGAUUUUUCUCGAAGUUCUCCGCCGCCGGUCGCGCUGUCCCCUUUAAACAGGCGUCUCUCCGCAGUUUUCCACCCUCUUUGUCCGCCUGUCUGCUCAUUCCCCUUUAAGGUGAUGUCGUACCCACUUCUGGCUUAUUAUUCCCUCUUGUUCCUGUUGUAAUGUCGGCGCUCGGACACUCGGACUAACAGCAGCACCGAACCGGGUCCCCCAUCACAUGUCCAAACCCCGGAGCCUUAGCUGAGCUCCGGACUGACAGCCGCCUGCUGUCCGAAUCAAAGGUGGUGGACACCAGAAGCUGCUCUCCUCCUGGAUAGAAAUGUCUGCUCAGAUGUUAGAGAAGCAGGCUGGACCAGCUGAGGAUCGGAGGAUGUGGUGAAAUCCGUCCAAACCCCGCGAUGUUACGGAUGUUUGGAGGAAACAAGGCGCUCAUUUCUGGCUCCAGUUUAACCUUCUUUUAAUCAACGAGCUCUGUGGACCUCCAUCCCCAAACGAUGACAUCCCCCGACUCGCCUCCCCUCGUCUCCCCUUCUCCAUGUCCAGCGCCUCCUCCAUCCCUGCCCUCCUCCCCGCUUCCUACCUCCCCGGCCCCGUCCUCCUCCUCCCUCCCCGCCCCGCCCUCGCUGCCCCCCACGGGUGAGGUGAUGGUGCUGGCUCUGGGCAGGAAGAAGCAGCGCGUGCUGAUCGCUCUCUCCAUCCUACCCAACCUUUUCCUGGCCUUCCUGCUCUCCUCCGACCCCCUCAUCACCCUCUCCCCUCCCCACCACUGCCGCCUGCCCGGCCCGUCGCCUGCGCCGGAGGUCCUGAACGCCUCCCUUCCCUGGGAGAAGGGGGUGAGGCCCGGGGAGACGGGGAGCCCAUCGCAGUGUAAGCAGUACGCGAACAGCAGCCAGUCGGCCGUGGUGGACUGCGAGGGCGGAUGGGACUACAACGUCACAGAGGGGCUGAAGAACAACAUCGUGACGGAGUGGGAUCUGGUGUGCGCCCAGUACUGGCUGGUUCCGGUGGAGGAGGUGUGCUUCAUCCUGGGCGUUCUGAUGGGCUGCCUCGGCCUGGGCUACGCUGCUGACAGGCUGGGCCGCUCCAAAACCCUGCUGAUCUCCCUCACCCUGUCGGUGGUGUUCGGGGUGCUGGUGUGUGUCUCUCCGUACCCCUCCAUCUUCAUCGUCAUGCGGUUCUGCCUGGCUGCCGCCAGUGCAGGCGUCUAUCUAACCCUGUAUAUCACCCGUCUGGAGCUCUGUGAGCCGUCCCUCCGGCUUGUGGCGACCAUGCUGGCCGGACUCAUGACUGUGGCAGGAGAGCUGCUGCUGCUGGCCGUGGCCCUGGGCUGCCAGUCCUGGAGGGGUCUGCUGGGAGCUGGGGCGGCCCCUCUAACACUCUUCCUCAGCUAUGGUAUUCCCGGUGUGUUCCCAGAGUCUCCUCGCUGGCUCCUCCUCACAGAGCGAUCGGCAGACAUGAACGCCUUCAACGAGAGAAGGAACUCCAACCGAGACCUGAGGGAUGACGAGAGCUUCACAGAGCUGGACUCAGAGCCGGUGCCGUCCUCCCGCCCCCACCUGUCCUUCCCUGAGCUUUUCCACAGCAAGAACAUCUGGAAGAACCUGUGCGUCCUCGGCUUCACCUCAUUCAUCUCUCAUGGCAUUAGUCACUGCUACAGCUCUUUCCGUGGUGACGUCAGAGGCACCGCCCCCAGCUUCUACUGGACCUACCUGCUGUCUGUGAGCGCGGGAGGCGGCGCCUGGCUGCUGCUGUGGGCGACGGUGGACAGGUGCGGUCGCCGUGGCAUCCUGCUGCUGUUCAUGACGAUGACGGGCCUGGCCUCUUUGAUCCUCCUGGGACUCAUGGAGUGUAAGCUGGCUUUGGAGGGCAGCGGGGAGCUACGUCUCGCUUUUCUGCAUAAAUAUGAACUCAGGCUGGGGCUUUUCUCCUCCCAAGCCACCGCAUCCCUCUGCGUCUUUUUCACCGCAGAGAUCAUGCCAACCAUCAUCAGGGGCAGUGGCGUGGGCGCCGUGCUCGCCCUGGGCUGCGUGGGCCGCCUCAGCUCCCCCAUCAUGGACCUGAGGAACCACUACGGCUACUUCCUGCAUCACGUCAUCUACUCGUCUCUGGCGCUCCUGGCCGUGCUCUCCAUCCUGCUGCUGCCAGAGAGCAAGAGGAAGCCUCUGCCUCAGACGCUGGGGGACGGGGAGCAGUACAGACGACCCCCGCUGGGCCGCAGGAGGAGGGACAACGUGCCGCUGCUCGCCACCCCCAACCCAGAGACCUGAGAGGAGAGCGGUGCAGCGAACAGAGGGCUGAAUGGAGAGAAAAGGGCUGCGAAAGACUUUAUGCUUUCUUAACAUAUCAUAUCACACUCAUGUCAUUCCGAACGCAGACGGACUGGUUGAUCUGCCACACACCUCUCUGUUUCUCCUAACACCAUCCAGGAAGCUCUCAUCUUCUGCUAAGAGGCUCACCAGCAUCCCGCUACGCCUCCCUCCCUCCAUCCUCCGUGUGUCUGCUGUAGAGACGGCGUCCUCUGAUCAGGCUGCAGUCCUUUCUAACUGCUCCUGCCGUUUGUCUUAACCUACAUGGAGGAUUUUCUGUCUGUUUUUGCUGAGGGGGAGCACAGGAUAUGUUCUCAAGUUUAUCUUUUUUUUAAAUAAGUCGUUUAUGGUCCGACCUGGCAGUGAAGCCGAGGAGGACAGAAGCGGUAACAGAAACGCCUUGUAAAUACUCUAGAUUUUUGGAUUUCUUGGGGGGCGUCUGAGUUUUGUUUUAACACAAACUCUGAGGCUGGAAGCAUCCAGUAUGCUAUGCAUUGGGUGAAGGAAGUAGAGCACUUUGCAAAUCUUUUUUGUUUUUUGUCCAUUUUUAAUAAUAAGUUAAUUUGACAAAUUUUAAUUUAGAGAACAAGCCUGUGAAUCAGAUUCUAAUCAGAAGUUUCCUGUUUGGAAAGCAUUGAGAAAAUCUGGCCUGGAGCCAGAAAUAUUUAUAUUAUUUAUGUUUUUAAAUCAAAUCAGCUAAACCUUAACUAGCUGAAACGGAUUCAUUCCCCCCCUCCCCUCCCGUCCAUACUGGGAUAUCAGCAUGUUUGAAGGCUAGUUUUCUCGCACUCUUAAGACUCUCAUACUUCUCUAGAUCCAUAGUGUAAGCUGAGAGAUGAUGGAGGGAUACGAGCAAGAAGAAAUGGUAAUCCGGAUUAGAGGCGUCUCCGUUACAAUCUGUCAUGGAAAUAGAAAAGAGAGAAAAGCCGUUUGAAUGUUUGUGAUGCUGGAGAAAAGGGCCCAUAAGCAUGCUCUGUGAUGAGGGGCCCCUGAGGCCCUAAUUGAUCAAUCAUCCAGGCUCAGUUACACUUACAGGGUUCCUGCAUAGUUUGGAAAAAGUCUGGAUUUACACUUCAGGUAUUUUCCAGAGAACAAAAGUGAUUAUAAAAAAAAAUAUAUAUAUAUAUUUCCAUAUUCUGUUUUUCAUUGUCUAAAUGUGAUCUUCUUUCCUUGUUUCCUUUCUUCUUUCUUUUUCUUUAGUUACCGUCCUUGUGUCCUUCCUUCCUUCUUUCCUUAUACUUUCUCUCUUUUCUUGGAGCCUCUUUGCUUCCUUGUGUCCCUCCUACAUUUCUUUCUUUCUUUCUUCUUUCCUUCCUUUUGAUUUGUCCUGUUUUUAAAUGAAUGUCAAAAACUUGGAACUCUGGGAAUCUGAGUCUUAAAAAAAAAAUCUAGUUUUUACAUGAAAAAUGUGUUGCUUCUGUAAUCUGACUCCUUCAGAAAGUCGCGCUACAGGAAGGACAGUCAAGAGCAAGUAAAUAUUUUACAGACUGCUAAUGUUUAUGGGCUCAUUAUCUUUGGUUUGUAGCAUUAAAGGGAAUAGAGAGGCGGGGAGUUAAUUUGAGUUUUUGAAGAAACACUGUGGUUAGCGUUCUCACCUUUUUAUCCCUCUCUGUAUGUUGCACUCAACACCUCUAACACUUAUGCGCUACUUUUUAUCACUAAUCAGGCUUGAAUAUAAAGAUGUCUGACAGGAGCUGUUCAAUGAUGAGUUUGAUGCAUUUAAUUUUGAUUUUAUGUAAAUUAAAA